This is a messenger RNA of Cooperia oncophora, 375 nucleotides long. The record is from the annotation of a GenBank genome assembly. Lineage: Eukaryota; Metazoa; Nematoda; Chromadorea; Rhabditida; Trichostrongylidae.
CUGUGCGGCCUGUGCUGUUAUAUUGGAUGUCCGCCCAUCCCCGAAAGCAUCGCUCGGAAGUUGGCAUUUCACCCACCGAAAAAAGGCGUAUCGUACACUGUACAUCUUGUAUCGGAUCCUAACAAGAACAUCAAAGGAGCGAAUGAGCUGGAAGGGCGCGAAUUCGUCAUAACACCGACUCCUUUAGAAAUGACUACGGUAUUCGACUACGAGAGAUUGUUGACACGGAUCAAGGACUCGGGUGAUUGGAGACCUGCAAUGUUGGGCUACGACAGACCACUAGAUGAGCACAGCUUCGGCUUAGAAAAUGUAAGUCAAAUGCUGCUGCUUUUGCUGGUACUAGAGACUGGCUGCGUUUUAAUGGGAACUUUGUAA